AACACGCUGUAAGCAGCUCAAAAACAAAAUUCGAAUCCAUCUCUUAUCGCCAUUUUAGGGUUUUUUAAGGGUUUUGGUUCGUUAAUUUUAAUUUUCACUGAAAAUAUACCCAGAAAAUGGCGUCUCUCAUGGCGAUACGGAGCACACGCAGCCAGAGGCUUUCUCAGUUUAAGGUACGCCAUCAGUCUUUUAACUCCCCUUGUCUAAACGAUCUUCUGAAUAUCGUCGACAAAACCCUAACUCUAAAAAUAGCAAAACCUUUAAGUACGUCUGCUGCCCCAAAUGAGUACUCAUCACCACAUUCACAAUCACCAUUGCCUGAUUCUAGGAUUUUUCACGACCAUAGGAAUGGUGAUAAUAGUCAUUGGGCCACGCAUCAAGGCCAAAAUCAGCGGAAUUUUAGUAAUAAUCAGUUCAAUUAUCCAAACAGGGGAUACCCUAAUCAGGGACAGAGAUAUCCUAAUCAAGGACAUGGAUAUCCUCAACAGCCUCAGCAACAUGAUGCUAAUCAGAAUCCGUAUCAAGACCCUAAUAAUCAGAAUUAUCAGCAAACCAGACCCACAGAUCAGUGGAACAGACAAAGCUCUAGUCACGUGAAUAUUCAUAACCAGAAUUAUCAGCAACCCAGAAGCCCUAAUGAGUGGAACAAUCAACAAAAUCAGGGUUACCCACAAGCUAGAAGCCCUAACCAGUGGGUCCCACAAGGUCAACAGAGUAACUCGAAUCAGGCUCAUGUUAGCAGUCUAGUGCCAUCACCGGCUCCAGCUCCUUCGAUUGUUGAUUUGGCACAGUUGUGUCAGGAAGGUAAGGUUAAAGAUGCUAUUGAGUUGAUGGAUAAAGGUGUUAAAGCUGAUGCUAGUUGUUUUUAUGCUUUGUUUGAGUUGUGUGGAAAUGCAAAGUCAUUUGAGAACGGGAAAAAGGUUCAUGAUUACUUCUUACAAUCGACAUGGAGGGGAGAUUUGGCCUUGAAUAAUAAGGUGAUUGGAAUGUAUGGAAAGUGUGCGAGUAUGAUCGAUGCCCGGAGGGUGUUUGAUCACAUGCCAGAUAGGAAUAUGGAUUCGUGGCAUCUGAUGAUAAAUGGGUAUGCAGAUAAUGGCUUGGGAGAUGAGGGUUUGCAGUUGUUCGAGCAGAUGAGGAAGCUAGGGUUGAAACCAAAUGAACAAACAUUUCUUGCUGUUUUCUCAGCUUGUGGUAGUGCGGAUGCUAUUGAAGAAGGUUUUAUACAUUUCGAGUCUAUGAAGAAUGAGUUUGGGAUAAAUCCUGGGAUUGAACAUUACAUAGGGCUGAUUGGGGUUCUUGGAAAAUCUGGGCAUCUUUACGAAGCUCAACAAUUCAUCGAGGAGAAACUGCCUUUUGAACCCACAGCAGAGAUUUGGGAUGCUUUGAGAAAUUAUGCUCGAAUUCAUGGAGAUAUCGAUUUAGAAGACCAGGCGGAGGAGUUAAUGGUUUAUCUUGAUCCAUCCAAGGCAAUCACUAAUAAGAUCCCUACCCCUCCACCUAAGAAGUAUACUUCAAUUAGCAUGCUUGAUGGGCAGAAUAGAAUUCUGGAGUUCCGAAACCCAACUCUUUACAAGGAUGAUGAAAAAUUGAAGGCAUUGAAGCAAAUGAAGGAAGCAAGUUAUGUACCUGAUACAAGAUAUGUACUUCAUGACAUCGAUCAGGAGGCUAAAGAGCAGGCUUUGCUCUACCAUAGUGAACGAUUGGCAAUAGCAUAUGGUCUUAUCAGUACUCCGGCCAGGACACCUCUUAGGAUCAUUAAGAAUCUUCGUGUUUGUGGUGACUGUCAUAAUGCCAUCAAGAUCAUGUCCAAGAUAGUUGGGAGGGAAUUGAUUGUUAGGGACAAUAAACGUUUCCACCAUUUCAAAGAUGGCAAGUGCUCUUGCGGGGAUUACUGGUGAAAGUUGCUACUUCAACAAUACAUAUCAAGUCUGUUAAACUGAUAUUUGAAGUUUAAUAUAUAAAGUAUUCAGUUUGCCAAGCUAUAGGAAUUACUGAGGAAGGAAGGUUGCUAGUUGCUGGAAAUGAACUAUUCACUGCCAUAUAAUAUACUUUCUGUUUGGUCUGUUGCUGAAUUGAUUAUGAUUUAUGAAAAUUCCAGUAACAAUUCACAUGUCCGUCAACUACCAUCUAUGCUGUAUAUGUUUACCAUUAUUUUUGGAGGGUUGGAAGUCAUGAAUGGAACUUUUAGGAUCAUAGUUCGUUUCCUAA
Messenger RNA from Mangifera indica (mango), 2208 nucleotides. Its product is annotated as pentatricopeptide repeat-containing protein At2g15690, mitochondrial-like. NCBI's taxonomy places the organism in Eukaryota, Viridiplantae, Streptophyta, Magnoliopsida, Sapindales, Anacardiaceae. The record is from RefSeq and is a predicted model, not a curated record. Gene Ontology annotation, biological process: RNA modification. Gene Ontology annotation, molecular function: RNA binding; protein binding; zinc ion binding. The transcript has a single exon. The coding region runs from base 117 to 1898 and encodes 593 amino acids.